This is a messenger RNA of Aspergillus terreus NIH2624, 1053 nucleotides long. RefSeq lists its product as uncharacterized. The transcript has 3 exons. Lineage: Eukaryota; Fungi; Ascomycota; Eurotiomycetes; Eurotiales; Aspergillaceae. The record is from RefSeq and is a predicted model, not a curated record. Bases 1 to 1053 code for a protein of 350 amino acids.
AUGGAGAGAACCCAAUACCCAAAUUUCUGUGCCACCAUCCUCCAGGCUAUUCAAGCCUUGCGCAAGCUGCCCAAGUCCAAGCCCUGGCAGCUUGCGCUGCACGCCAUCGACGAUCAUCAUCUCCUCGAGUACUUUAUGGCGUACACACCGGAUCCCGUGAAGAAAAUCCUCAAUCAAGCCCCCAACAUGGGACGGUUUGAUGUCUUUGACUCCAGUAUGAGAGGACACUUUUGGCCCGGUUAUGACAGGCUGCCGUGGAAGCAUAUCCAUCAAUUCCUCUAUUGUGGUUCCGCGACAUCGACAGCUGGAGGCCUUGCUGUACGCAAACUCCAGCACCUCCACCCCAACAACUGUACUUUUCUGGAAGCAAGCCCAUACGGGCGGAGAGUCUACCUGCGACACAAUCGCGCGCGACUUCUGAACGAACUCAAUAGCUCUGAGCUCAUCGUUAAACUGCGAAAUCCCAUGCCUCCCAUGGACGAACGAGAAAAUCGCGUUGGAAGAAAGCGGUUGAAAACCCCCCUACGCCGCGCAAACCGAGUCCAAGACGUCAAAAAAAAAAAAAAAAAAAAAAAAAAAAAAAAAAAAAAGAACGAGCAGCGGAAAAUACGACAGGUAAUCGACCGUCACCAGCAGUUGAAGGCAAUUCUCGACAUGAGGGUUAGCCGUGCAAAGAGAGAGAGCUUGCCAAACUUGACGACGAGGAGGACGAUUCGGACUUCGAUUGUGAAUUGCCAACUGAGGUGGAAUGAAGAAGCAAGCGAUGAGGCAUCACUUCACGGCUCCGAAUUGGAAGACGAAGCAGAAACUAGCGAUAUGCAGAUGCUGACGGAGGGACCCGAGGGCCACUCCGAGAUGGGGCUUCAACUUGAAGAUUAUGAGGCUCAGGAGUUCAAAGAGGGAUCUGCUAUCGGCUCUGGCAUGGAUGUGGACGGGGACGAGAAUGGAGGAGGGCUCACGUUCGAAGAGGCCUUCGCCGAAGACUCCGAUCUGGAUCUGGAGGACGACGACGAUGAUGACGAGGAGUUUCUGGAGAUGCUCCAAGGGCUGUAG